Messenger RNA from Prunus armeniaca (apricot), 246 nucleotides. The record is from the annotation of a GenBank genome assembly. Lineage: Eukaryota; Viridiplantae; Streptophyta; Magnoliopsida; Rosales; Rosaceae.
AUGUUUUCAAAAGCGAGGCGUAGAGGCGAUGCGUUUUUAGUCUCGUUUUGCAAGGCGUAUUGGACGCCAAUGGGUCCUCUGACGCUAGCAGUGGAUUCAAAAAGCUGUUCAGGAACUUCAUCAAAUGAAUAUAGCAAGAAAACGCAGUAUGCUCCUAUAGGAACACGGAAGUCUUUUGCAUCAGUCAGCUUGCAUGAAGAUAAGCCAUUUGAUUUCUUACGCACUUUAUUGGCUGCAGUUCAUUAA